CUGCCCCUGGCUGAAAGAAUCUUGAUUUUGAUUGGACGGUUGCCAGAGUCAUUAGCAUAGUGUACCCUGACCUGGAUUAGGGAACUGCGUCCUCUCAGAAAUGACCAGAGCCUGCAGGACCUGAACCAGAGCUGAACUGGUGUGACACCUGGACAAGAACCCUGAAGGAAGGACUCAGGAGCGCUGAGGGUGGAAAGUCUUUGGAAACCAAGCCCCGGAGCUGAUUGUGCGUCCAGACACCGGCUGGAGAGUGAGAGUGUUCUCGCAAACCUCUGAGAAGCUGAGUAGAGGGAAGCCUGUGGUGACCCGACCUUACCAUGGAACCGGACGACUUUGAUCCUGAAGAUAAAGAGAUACUGAGCUGGGACAUUAACGACAUGAAACUGCCACAGAACGUGAAAAAGACUGACUGGUUCCAGGAGUGGCCUGACUCCUACGUGAAACACAUCUACAGCUCAGAGGACAGGAACGCACAGCGCCACUUGAGCAGCUGGGCCAUGCGCAACACCAACAACCACAACUCCCGCAUCCUCAAGAAGUCAUGCCUGGGGGUGGUGGUGUGUGGCAGGGACUGCUCCACCGAGGAAGGCCGCAAGAUCUACCUGAGACCGGCCAUCUGUGACAAAGCCAGGCAGAAGCAGCAGAGGAAAUGCUGUCCCAACUGCAAUGGUCCCCUGAAGCUUAUUCCCUGCCGAGGCCACGGGGGCUUUCCGGUCACCAACUUCUGGAGGCACGAUGGACGCUUCAUAUUUUUCCAGUCGAAAGGAGAACAUGACCAUCCCAAGCCAGAAACCAAGCUUGAAGCAGAGGCAAGAAGAGCCAUGAAGAAAGUGCACAUGGCAUCGGCCUCUGGCUCCUUGCGGAUGAAGGGGAGCCCAGAAACAAAGGCUCUUCCAGGUGAAAUACAGAGUCAGGGAAGUUUACCUUUAACUUGGUCAUUCCAGGAAGGCGUCCAACUGCCCAGCAGUUACAGCACACCUUUAAUAGCUAACGCCUCCCAGCAGAACUCCCUGAAUGAUUGCCUAUCCUUCCCCAAGAGCUAUGAUUUGGGGGGAACCACUGAGCUAGAAGACCCAACUUCCACCUUGGACCCCACUGUGCUCUACGAAAAAUGCAAAUUCUCCAGCAGUCGGAUCUACAGCAGUGAAGACCAGUUUCAGCCUCCUGUCCCUGGGGUCUAUACAGAUUAUGACGAUCUGCAAGCCUGGAAUAAAAGUGCUUCCUUAGGGAGAAAUCCUAAUGACGACACCUGCUAUCCCACCUAUCCUCUGCCUGUGUCCAGCUGGCCCUGUGACUUCUUCCCCUCCCAGAACUCUUUGGAGCACUUCCCCCAACAGAUUCCACUGGAAGCAGCUGCAGCCCAAACUGGCUGUCAUCCACUGUGGUCCAAUCCAGGAGGUGAACCUUAUGAAGAGAAAGUACCUAUGGAUUUCAACAGCUAUGUGCCUUCCCUCACGUACCACUCACCUCAGCAGGACCCCUUUCUGCUCACCUAUGGCUCCCACCCUCAGCAGCAAUACUCACUGCCCAGCAGGAACAGCAAGUGGGAUUUUGAUGAAGAGGUGGCAUGCGCGGGCUUGGAUCACUUCAACAAUGACAUGUUUCUAAACCUCUGUCCGUUAAGAUGAUUCGUGAAUCGUGAAUUGUUGAAGAGCUGGAAGAAUACCCAUAGAAAAUGGGUUUCAAAGCCUCAGAGAAGUGUUGGAAUCGUGAUAAACAGUAGACAAGGCUUUUGUUUUCAUUCUAGCUGUCUUUUCACCUCAUCAGUGCUAAUGUGUUUGCCCCAAGUAAGGACUAGAAACUCAUUUGUGCCAGGCAUGAUGGCAUACACCUUUAACCCCAGCAGUCAGGAGGCAGAAGAAGUUGGAUCUCUGUGAGUUCGAGGCCAGCUUAGUCUACCUAGUGAGUUC
Molecule: messenger RNA, 1910 nt
Organism: Phodopus roborovskii (desert hamster)
Lineage: Eukaryota; Metazoa; Chordata; Mammalia; Rodentia; Cricetidae
Gene: Gcm1
Product: glial cells missing transcription factor 1
Exons: 6
Coding region: 318-1628 (436 amino acids)
Biological process (GO): regulation of transcription by RNA polymerase II; gliogenesis; cell differentiation involved in embryonic placenta development
Cellular component (GO): nucleus
Molecular function (GO): RNA polymerase II cis-regulatory region sequence-specific DNA binding; DNA-binding transcription activator activity, RNA polymerase II-specific
Source: RefSeq, a predicted model, not a curated record